CGCUUCUUCCUCCUCCUCCUCCCCUCUCCCUCCCUUCUGCUCACUCUCUUCAUCGCAACCGUCGUCGUACUCGUGUCGUAUCUCCUCCGCCGGAAGCAAUCGCUGAAUCGGUUGUGCCGAUGCAAUGCGGCGGAGCAACCGCUCGGACUAGCUGCCUCGAUCGACGAGCUGUAGGAUCGAGUCCCGCGAAUUGUUGCCUGACUUAGGUUUUGCUUAGUUCUGGAGCCGAUCUGCCUGAUUUAUCACCGGAAGCAGCGGUGGCGCUUUUUCUAGCUUAAUUAAUUAUCUAAUGUGGCUCGAGUAGUAUCUCGUCGUGGUUGGUUUCCACUCAGAUAUGCUUUCGAAGUGUUGCUGGUUCGGUCGGUUUGAGGUCCGGUGGUGCUUUCUCUGUCACAUUUAAUUGGCGGUAAUGGUACUGAUUGAGGUAGAUGAUGGAGAUAAUUGGAAGCGCCUCUUUGCAUCUGUGCUACUGAGGCACCGAGGCUAUUGAGUCUGGACCCAUGGAUCAGUACGAGAAAGUCGAGAAAAUUGGCGAAGGAACAUAUGGCGUGGUUUAUAAGGCUCGUGACCGUUUAACCAAUGAGACCAUUGCUCUGAAGAAGAUCCGACUAGAGCAGGAAGACGAGGGAGUGCCCAGCACUGCGAUUCGGGAAAUCUCACUCCUGAAAGAAAUGCAGCACGGAAAUAUAGUCAGGUUGCAGGAUGUAGUGCAUAGCGAGAAGCGCCUGUAUCUAGUUUUUGAGUACCUGGAUUUGGAUUUGAAGAAGCACAUGGAUUCAUGUCCAGAAUUUUCUAAGGAUCCACGCUUAGUCAAAACGUUCCUUUACCAAAUCCUACGGGGCAUUUCCUAUUGCCAUUCUCAUAGAGUUCUGCACAGAGAUUUGAAACCUCAGAAUUUGCUUAUAGACCGCCGAACCAAUGCUUUGAAGCUUGCUGACUUUGGGCUUGCUAGAGCAUUUGGAAUCCCUGUUAGGACAUUUACACAUGAGGUGGUGACAUUAUGGUACAGAGCUCCAGAAAUACUGCUUGGAUCCCGUCAUUACUCUACUCCUGUGGAUGUUUGGUCAGUAGGUUGCAUAUUUGCCGAGAUGGUGAACCAGCGUCCUUUAUUUCCUGGAGAUUCCGAGAUUGAUGAGAUUUUUAAGAUUUUCAGAAUCAUGGGCACUCCAAAUGAAGACACAUGGCCUGGAGUGACUUCUCUGCCUGAUUUUAAAUCUGCAUUUCCGAAGUGGCCACCAAAGAACCUACAAGAGGUGGUUCCAGGCCUUGAUUCAGCUGGAAUUGAUCUCCUUUCUAAAAUGCUGUGCCUGGACCCAAGCCGGAGAAUUACAGCACGGAGCGCUCUCGAGCAUGAGUACUUCAAGGAUGUCGGGUUUGUACCUUGAUUUAUCAUCCCUGCAGAUCCCGUCUUCACAUUCCAGGGAAGUGUCUAUAUUCUUGUUACAUGUGUAGCUAAAUGAGUUUCAGUGAUGUGUGAAAUAUGCUUGAUCUUCUCAAUUUUGGUUAGGUCCUCCUCGUACCCCCCUAAUUGAGAUAUGCCUUCCUUUUAACUCGGUUGAGCUUGCUUAGAUCCUAUGCUUGGUCUGGUUUGUUCGUCUUCCCUCAACUCGUUUGUAUACAGGAGUGUGGCAUUGUAUUCUUUUUGAUCCUGUUCUUUCUCACUUCAGUUGAGUGUUUUGAGUGAAUUAAGAAACUUUUGGCCUUGAACAUCGACUUCCUUAGCAAGUUUCAAUUUCUCUGCUUCAAGUAGCUUGGUUUUAUUC
Punica granatum (pomegranate) is the source of this 1763-nucleotide messenger RNA. The record is from RefSeq and is a predicted model, not a curated record. NCBI's taxonomy places the organism in Eukaryota, Viridiplantae, Streptophyta, Magnoliopsida, Myrtales, Lythraceae.